This is a messenger RNA of Brassica rapa (field mustard), 1251 nucleotides long. Its product is annotated as 3-hexulose-6-phosphate isomerase. NCBI's taxonomy places the organism in Eukaryota, Viridiplantae, Streptophyta, Magnoliopsida, Brassicales, Brassicaceae. Gene Ontology annotation, molecular function: carbohydrate derivative binding; isomerase activity. The record is from RefSeq and is a predicted model, not a curated record. Gene Ontology annotation, biological process: carbohydrate derivative metabolic process.
UUUGAAUAAAAAAUUCAGAAAUUUCAAGUUUGUCAAACUAAAUAUUAAAAAAAAUUAGAUUUUCAAAUAAAAAUUUAGACAAUUCAGAUAUUUUUAAAUAUUUUAAAUAAAAUAUUUUGGUAUUUUGUGUUUUUAAGUAUUGCGGUUUAUAAAUAAUAUUUUUAUAUUUUUUAAUUAUUUUAAAAUUAAAUAUUAAUAUCCAUAAAUAUAUAAAUUAUAUUAUAGAAAUUUAGAUAUUCAUUCAGUUUUUGGUCCAUUCUAAUUUUUUAAUUAUAGAAAUAUAAAUUUUUUUAUUUGGUAGGAUCCAAACCAAACAGAAAAUUUUCGGUUUGGAUAAAUGUGUCUAGGCUUAUGGUUCAAAUUGCACGACCGAAGAUCAUAAUCAGUCGAACUUGAUCUGUCCACACACAUCAAUGGCGAACGAGAAACUCCACGAAAUGUCGAGACUAUCCUCUCAAAUCUGCAACCAGAUCUCCUCCGUCUUCUCUAACCCCACGGAUCCUUACCCACCGACGCUUGAUCUCCUCGUGACGGAGCUCACCGGAGUCUCCCGCCGCGGCGCUCGCGUCUUCCUCCACGGCGUCGGACGCGAAGGCCUCAUGCUCAAAGCCUUCGCGAUGCGUCUCUUCCACCUCGGCCUCUCCUCUCACUUAGUCUCCGACAUGACCACGCCUCCGAUCUCGUCUCCCGAUCUCCUCAUCGCAUCGGCGGGUCCCGGAGGAUUCUCAACCGUCGACGCGAUUUGCUCAGUCGCGAAAUCUGCCGGCGCUAAGGUUGUGCUCAUCACUGCGCAGCCGGAGACUGGUUCUUGUGUGAAGCACGCGACGGAUGUUUGUUAUGUUCCGGCGCAGACGAUGGCGAGUGACGGCGGAGGUGCGACGGAGAAGGGAGAGAGGCCGUUGUUGCCGAUGGGGAGUGUGUACGAAGGAGCGUUGUUCGUGUUGUUCGAGAUGGUUGUUUACAAACUGGGUGAGGUUUUGGGUGAGUCCCCUGAGUCAAUACGGUGUCGUCACACCAAUUUGGAGUAGGAACGUUGCGUUGUUUUCGCGUUUCAGUGUGUAAAUGCUUGCUGUUUUGUUUGUAUUACAUGCCACGAGUUGUUUUGGCAUUCCGGUUGAGAAAUGUUUGCUGCCCGAAGAAUUCAUUUUAUCAACCAUUCGAAUAAUUAAUAAUUUCACUUUAAUAUUAUUCAUCUUUUUAUUCCAAACGCUUUGGUUUUUAAGCGACAAACAUAAAAAAAAAAAAAAAAAA